UUCAUUAAUUAAUGUUGUACUAGGGAGAUGAUUGGUACUGAUGCCCUUUAAUCGCUUCUCAUACGAACAGAAAUGAACUGUCCAGGCGUUAAUAUAACUACACGGUCUGACUGGGGCGCUCCCGCUUUAAACACUACUAUAUCGUUCUUGCUCCACCCGGUGCGGUACAUGGUAUACACCGACACCAAGGGGGAUGCGUGUGCGGGUUUCGACAUGUGUCGGGAAGUGGUCGCGGCAAUCCGCGAAUUCCACGCGGACACUACGUCGUGGACGUCCCAGACCGCCGCUAACUUCGUGCCGGAAAUCUUCUACAACUUUCUGAUCGGAAUGGACGGUAGUGUUUUCGAAGGCAGAGGUUGGGAUCGGCAAGCCGAUUACCAUCGCGAUUACAAUCAACAGGGCAUCGUUACCGCUUUCAUUGAGAAGAUUCCCACAGCCGGGGACGGUUACAGAGCGCUAACGUACGCGGCUGCCAAAGCAGCCAAUAAUUUACUGCAGUGUGCACAGUGGAUGGGCUACCUGAAUCCGGGGAACGACUCGGUUAUUGUCAACAUUCAUCCGCUGGCCAAGAACUACAUUCUCUACCCCGAAGCUAUGCAGUCUCUGAACGACACGCCCACUUUGCCCAGCACCCUGGAUAAGCCCAGCUUUUCGGAAGGUGUGGCCGCUGGAAUUGCCUUCAGUAUUAUAUUGCUAGUGGUACUUCUUCUGGUGCUUUUAUCUCUACUCUGGCCGUAUAUCAAAAACGAUUGGAAGAAGGCUGAUAACGAGUGUAUCGGGUCAACUCGUCAACAGAAGCGGAAGUUGUCUGACAUCAUGUUAGGGACGUUAAUGCGACUUGUUGACGCUCGUUUAGGCGGCAACGACCCCGCGGUUUCGGAAAUUGCUGUGUCUCAUGUGCAUACCGAGUCAAGAAAUUUACCACAGUACUGUACAGCGUGGACAUAGUCAGACAAGGGGCCGGCGAUUGCUUUGCGGAAAGAUGUGGUGAUUCGCUUUGAAGUUGCCAGCGAAUUCUAUUCUGCACGGUCAGACCUGUGUUUCAAUCCGAUUUCAGUAGCUCAAUUGCCCAGUACGUUUUUACAAAUGGCUGCACCCGGUAUUAACAUCACCUAUUUCAUAUGAAAAUUGCAUUCCGGCAGCAUGGGGCAGAUUUGCUGAGUUGUCGCCAUUGCUUUGCUCAGAUCUAGGUUAAUUGCCAAGCUUUUACGAUGAACCGUAUGUUUAUUAAAAUAAACAAAA
This is a messenger RNA of Paramacrobiotus metropolitanus, 1242 nucleotides long. RefSeq names its product peptidoglycan recognition protein 1-like. The record is from RefSeq and is a predicted model, not a curated record. Gene Ontology annotation, biological process: peptidoglycan catabolic process. The coding region runs from base 73 to 948 and encodes 291 amino acids. Gene Ontology annotation, molecular function: N-acetylmuramoyl-L-alanine amidase activity; zinc ion binding. NCBI's taxonomy places the organism in Eukaryota, Metazoa, Tardigrada, Eutardigrada, Parachela, Macrobiotidae. The transcript is spliced from 7 exons.